AAGAAAAUGAAAGCAGACAUUAAAGCUUAAAAAUUAGAAUCAAAGGAGAAGGAAAACAGUAAAAAAGAUCUAUUUAUAACACCAGCUUCUUUCUUCCCUAUCUUGGUCUAUUCCUCACUUGUAUCCUCUCUUUCUCCCUCUCUCACUUCAUCUGCAAAUUGUGUACAGUGUAUUGAGUUCGCGAACUAAGUAUAUUCCAGUAUCUGCUCACUCCCAAGUGCUGCCUUCUUUUUUGAUUUUUUCUUUUCUCGGACAUGGUGAGGGUGGGAAAUAGAUCACGUUCUUUGUUUCAAAGGUUGUAAGCUGUUAGAAGAUUGGAAGAGAAAGUGUACCAUCUGACUGAUUCUGCAAUGCCAGUUCCUCUUGCUCCAUAUCCGACACCUCCAGCACCAUAUUCACCACCAGCUAAUGGUUCUCAGAGCCAACUUGUGUGUUCUGGAUGUCGAAACCUUUUACUCUAUCCAGUUGGAGCAACCUCUGUUUGCUGUGCUGUAUGCAAUGCAGUAACAGCAGUACCACCUCCUGGCACAGAAAUGGCACAGUUGGUUUGCGGAGGUUGCCAUACCUUGCUCAUGUACAUCCGUGGUGCCACUAGCGUUCAAUGUUCCUGUUGUCAUACUGUCAAUCUAGCCUUGGAAGCAAAUCAGGUGGCACAUGUCAAUUGUGGGAAUUGUAGGAUGCUACUAAUGUACCAGUAUGGAGCACGAUCGGUGAAAUGUGCUGUUUGCAAUUUUGUGACAUCAGUUGGGGCCUCAACAAGCAUGACUGAACAGAAAAUCAACAGCUGAAAUUGUUUUACAGCAAGCCUGUUAUUACAAAGCCUAAAACUGCAGUUCUGGAGAUUAUGAUAUCCUCCUCUUUUGCAUCUCUCGGCAAGUAAAGCAACUCCUCCUAUUCACAUGUAUAGAGUUAAUUUUCCUUAGCAUGAUGCGUAUGAAUAAGCAGUUUUCGAAAAUAUGGAAUUUGAGAAAAUAUUCCAUAAGUAGACUGU
This is a messenger RNA of Rubroshorea leprosula, 991 nucleotides long. The record is from the annotation of a GenBank genome assembly. NCBI's taxonomy places the organism in Eukaryota, Viridiplantae, Streptophyta, Magnoliopsida, Malvales, Dipterocarpaceae.